Messenger RNA from Thunnus maccoyii (southern bluefin tuna), 3154 nucleotides. It is a transcript of the gene emx2, whose product is annotated as empty spiracles homeobox 2. The transcript is spliced from 3 exons. Lineage: Eukaryota; Metazoa; Chordata; Actinopteri; Scombriformes; Scombridae. The record is from RefSeq and is a predicted model, not a curated record. Gene Ontology annotation, biological process: central nervous system development; brain development; neuron differentiation. Gene Ontology annotation, molecular function: DNA-binding transcription factor activity, RNA polymerase II-specific; DNA binding. Bases 1345 to 2088 code for a protein of 247 amino acids.
UCUAAAAACAAACAAACAAAACAGAAACAGAAAUGUAUGAAAAUAUAUUAUUUAAGCAGACAUGCAGUAUUAUGCAUCUAUUCGUUUAAGCAGCCUCAGUAACAUCAGGAGAACUGCGCGCGCUGUUAGUGUGUAUUAUUUAUUGAGGAGGGCCCUCGGUGCGGCCAUGGCUGCAGCUCCUAGUCACGGAUGCACACACACACACACAAACAUACACACACACACACACACACACACACGGGGCUGACAGGCUGCAGUCACACAGGUAGGCUCCUCCAAUAAACACCUGUGCGUUUUUGCUUUGAAUGACUGUGACACACAGCGACUGAUCGGCGGGAAGCUGCUGCGUGAACUGUGAAGACCCUGUCAGGCUUCACGUCGUGUCCCGUACAGCUGACAGAAGCUCUGAAAUCUUUACUGAAGCUCGUUUGUGUCUCCCAGACGUCCCAUCCAGCAGAUAUUAAGAGCGACUUCAAUUUUAAACGCACCCUAAUAGAAUCUGAGGGGAAAUGAAAACGAGCAGAAACUAAACUAGAACAAUUAUGUACAUAAAGCAGUUAGAAAACCAUCGCCAGGAACAAAAUUGGGAAAUAAAUGAAGGCCGACCAAUGCAAUUAAUGUGCUGCUAAAUAUUAUCUGCGCCGGAUAGCCUCGAAAAUAAACCUCAACACAGCUGAUUUGAUGUCUGCGCAACAUUGUUGAGCAUAAUUUAAAAUAAUAACUUGCUAGUACUAUCAGUGCACCCCCCACUUUAAAAAAAAAAUCAGUUUGAACCUGUCAUAGGCCGUAAAUGCAAAUAAGCAGUCUACCUCGAGCUUUUCUACUGGUUCAGAUGAGUGUGUUAAAUGUCCUGGAGAUAUGUGCGCGUGAGUGUGUUUGUGUGUGUGUGUGUGUGUUUGUGUGCGCGCGUGCGUACGGGGGGCUCCUCUCUGGACGAAUCCGUUCCGUUGCGCGUUCGAGUCCGCCUCUCCGCGCCCCUGCUUCCCAUUGACGCACUUUUUAAGCGUCUUCCCCUUCUCCACCUUAAGGCGAGCAGCAGCGGCAGCGACCAAUCACCAUGCCAUUACAGCCUUCAGAGGAAGCUGUUUAUGGGACUGCAGCGCUAAUUAGGCUCAUGAACUAACAAAUCUGCCCGCACGAAGCCGGCGAGGAAAACGAUCACAUCCAUGGAUUAGUCUGGGAGUAGCUGAGCACUUUUUAUUUUGGCUUUCUCGACACUGCCGCCUUUUCUCAACUUAUUUACUGCGCAGAAACUUUCCCCCUUUUCUUGGGUGUGGAGUAUUUUUUAAGCGAGAGCGCCUACGACGACUUCACCUUAAACUGGGGAAUCUGGACUAUCAGACCAUGUUUCAACCUACACCCAAGAGGUGUUUUACUAUAGAGUCUUUAGUGGCGAAGGAUAAUCCUGUACCGGCGUCCCGCUCCGAGGAGCCCAUCAGGCCAGCGGCUCUCAGCUAUGCAAACUCCGGCCAGAUGAACCCGUUUCUGAACGGCUUUCACUCCGGCGGCAGGGGCGUCUACUCUAACCCGGACUUGGUGUUUGCCGAGGCGGUCUCUCAUCCGCCAAACUCCGCCGUCCCGGUGCAUCCGGUGGCCCCGCCGCACGCUCUGGCCGCUCACCCGCUUUCAUCCCCACACAGUCCGCACCCUCUUUUCGCCAGCCAGCAAAGGGACCCCUCAACUUUCUACCCCUGGUUAUUACACAGAUAUAGGUACUUGGGUCACAGAUUUCAAGGUAAUGAAACGAGUCCAGAGAGCUUCCUUUUGCACAACGCGCUGGCCAGAAAGCCCAAAAGAAUCCGGACAGCUUUUUCACCUUCGCAACUCCUGCGGCUCGAACACGCGUUUGAGAAAAACCAUUACGUGGUGGGAGCAGAAAGAAAGCAGCUCGCCCACAGCCUUAGCCUCACAGAAACUCAGGUAAAAGUGUGGUUUCAGAACCGGAGGACGAAGUUCAAACGACAGAAGUUGGAAGAGGAGGGCUCGGAGUCUCAGCAGAAGAAGAAGGGAUCGCAUCACAUAAACCGGUGGAGACUGGCGACUAAACAGUCGAGCCCAGAGGAAAUUGAUGUCACUUCGGACGAUUAAAAAAAAAAAGGCUAUAUAAGCGUCUGAGUGAAGGAGGACAUGGAUAAAGGAUGCCGUGUAGAGACAGUGAGAGGGUAAAAAAGCCAAUGUCACAUUCAGAUCUCCGGAGAUCGGCAGCUGAGGGUGAGAGAAACCCGACUGGUGGCACUGCUGUCACAGUGAGGGUCUGUCAGUCCAGAUGACCCGGGAAAAUGUGACUGACAGUGUCUCAGUCCACCUACCUGAACCCUUCCACGCACCAACCACCACCACUACAAUCCCCCCCAUCAACCAUAUUUCUUUUUCUCCAAUUCACAUUGGACGUUUGCACUUCAGAAGGUUUUUUUUUUUUUUUUUCUUAAAAAAAAAAAAAAACGUUUCCACUCAAGAUACCAAAACACAAAACUGCUUUUGUAAAACUUGAAUUGCAUGGUAUAGUUUUUUCCUGGUAGUUGUUUUAAUUUGACAAGUUUUCUCCAACAAGAAGAAAAAGAAAAAACAAUUUUGUUUUUAACUCUAUUUUCCAAACUGAGAGAUGUCGUGCUUCUUCCUUUUUACAAAGUGUGCAGUCUUUAAUUAAUGAUUCUCGUGUAAAAGUGAUUGUGAAAACAUAUGAAGUAGCGGUGCUGCGUUAUAGUGGUUAUUUUUUUUUUGUUUUUUUUUUUUAAGAAAAACUGAACAAAAAGUGAUUUUUCGGAGAGGAAAGAACAAACCUUUCAAAAAAAAGUGAAUCAGACCACAGAUAUAAAAAUACUUAAAGGGAAGGUAUCAGCACAUUCCUUUAACCUAAAGCUUUACCAAUGUGUCGCUGUGGCCCCAUGCAGCCUUCUGUCAGGACUGGUCCCUCCAGUGAAAGUUUCCACGAAGGACUAAAUGCAAGAAUUGAGAGAAAGAAAAAAAAAACAACUUCAAGCACUGAGCGUAUUCCAUGUACAGAAAUGCUAAAAGUUAAUGUUUCUGUUAAACCCUCUUUUACAGAAUGUAAAUAAUUUUUGUGUUUGUGUUAAGUUUGCUACAAUUUUAACACAAAGUAUACUUCCAAGAAGUAUGUAAUUGUCAAUAUUUUGUCAAUAAAGUUUUAUCAAUA